AUGUCGGCUGAGGUCGUUCCUCCCACCGCUGGGCAUCCGUCCUUCCGGCAGGACAUAUUCCACAAUGCCAUCUCUGGAACAGAGGAGGAUGGUAGCACGGGUGACGCUCGAAAGCUGGGAGCCCUUCAGCGGGCUAGUGAUCAAAUCGCCUCCCGAGUACGACCUCAGCUCGAUGCACCCGCAAAAGAAGUAUUCGAUAGUGUACGUUCGACGGUAGAGGUCCUCGACGGUAUCGCAGAGGAACGAUUACGGUUUAUGCCUGAGAAUGGCAGUCAACUUGAUCGAGCUUCCAAACAAGCCGUGGUCCUAGUGGGCCGGUUGGAGCAGCUCGCCCGACUAAUGUCGAGUUUCACAUCCGGAACCGAGCGCGCAAUCCGACUAAUGGGGGGAAGCUUUCUAUUGCUUCUGCAGUGUGGUUCAGAACAAGCAAAACUCCUCGUCUCGCUUUUUCAGAUAUUCCAUAGACUUGCAGUUGAGUUGUCGCAUGUGAGGAACAAUCUGGAGCUCUUAAUGGCCGACAACGUUGCACAACAAGAGCUUGUUGCUGCGUAUGCUGAGCUAUGUGGGCUCAUUUGUUCAGCCAGUGUGCACUAUUUUCAAAAGGCUCAUGGCUCCUCCAAGGCUCUGGAUACAUCCGAUUUACAAUUUCGAUUCAAACCACAGAUUCAAGCAUUCCAUUCCCAUCGGAUCGCGGUUAAAGAAAGACUUUGGAGUAGACUUAUCAUGAGCGAUGUCAGUGUAGAUCCAUCAGAAAAGGUGCAAGAGAUAUGGGAGUACUUGUCCGUCAAGGAUCGGGUGGCUUCGAGGGUCCUUUCUGCGCGUUCACCUCAGCCCGCAGAGUACACCUGCGAGUGGUUUUCCAAUAGACUUUCUCAGAUACGAUCGAGCGAGAGCCAGUUAUUUACUGUAACUGGUGACACGGGCACUGGGAAGACUGUUUUAUCUGAGUGGAUCGUCCAGCAACUUCAAACAUCAAUGGAUCCACAUGACUAUGAUGUAGUCACGUUCAGAGUUUACGAUGAUAUUAGCGCUACUACCGGUCCUAUAGGUUUAGCGAAAGGGCUACUAUUGGAGAUACUCGGACGUCAAGCAAAGGAUGGCGACCUAUUAAGGGCUCUGGAACGCUCAAUGCGCCUGCACUCGUCCGGGGCGUCCAGUAAGAGUGUUGAGGACUCUCUAUGGCAGGCCAUAAACAUAGCCGUGAAAGAAACAGGCAAAAUGAUGGUUAUCCUCGAUGGUAUCGACAGUCUCAACGGUGAUCCAGAGAUUAUUCCACGUCUCUUUGAUCACUUGAAAACGCUGGUUUCACAAAGCCCUGCAAUCAAAGUGAUUGCCCUGUUCAGGCCCUUGAAUGGCGUGCCUAGUGAUGCUUACCGGAUCAAGAUCGAGCCAAACCAGACCGCAAGCGAUGUUCGAACCGUAGUUCGCAAUGAGAUUGAGUGCUCCGAAGUGUGCAUUGGGCUAACAUUAGGAGACCGAGAGGAGAUCGAGACUGGCAUUGUAAAGAAAGCAAACGGAUGUUUUCCUCUUGCACAAUUGGCGGUCGGUCAGUUGAAUGCCUUGAGAACUUCGUCAGACAUGAUAGCUCUGGUGCAAAGAAUACCUUCUUUGCUUCAAGAUAUGUUAAAGCAGACACUCGAUUCGAUUGAUCUGAGUGAUUGGACAGCCCGAUCAGUAUUGGCUUGGAUGAUCGUUUCCCACCGCCCUCUACGAGUGGAAGAGAUUCGUUCUCUUUUGGAGAUCGACACGAAAAGGACGGAGGUUGUACCUCGUGUAGGAAAUGCAGAAGGCGACAUUCGUCGGAUGCUUGGCUCUUUUAUUACCAUUGAAGACGAAGUAAUUUCCUUUAGAUCUUCUGCCCUACGACAGUAUAUUAUCAAUCAGGCGAAGUCAGCCGCUGGUGACAGUGACAAAGGAAAACUGCCACUGACCAUGAAGGAAGCGCAUUCCGACCUUCUUACGCGGCUGCUAGCCUAUGUGAAGCUCAAUGUGACUGAUGAGGUAGAGGUGUCCACGACACCUUUGAGCGAGUCUGUCCAACGCAAAUAUUUUGAUCAAUAUCAACUUCUCGAGUAUGCGGCAAGGUAUUGGACGCUGCACUUUAGGUCUUCUCAGAUGAACGAAAAGGAAAGAGACAACUUCAAGGUAACCAAUCUAUUCAAGCGGAGCUUCCCGGACUCCGUUUUGCUUGCACUGCUUGAAGGUGGCUGCCAUCAACUGCAAUAUCUGCCGUACCAGGUGCAGGAGCUGCAGGUCUUUUCCGUCCAACUUCGUCGGCAGCUCUUCCCUGACCUUUCCCUGUCACUUUUGCAAAGCUUAAUCAGCGCUGCACAAGUUUCACAGCGGCUUGAAUCCGCUGACACUGCUGAUUAUUCCUAUGAGGCCUGGAGAAAGAGCAUCUCCCUCUUGGGAUCGCGCAAUAUCGUGACGAGAUUUAGCGCAGAGGUCUUCAUUGACGUUGUAGCCCAAAGGGACUCUAGGCACAAGGCUUUCUUGGACCACAAGGAGGAAGUACUAGAAUAUCUGUUGCAAGCAAUCAAGGAAGAAGUCGGAUUCUCAAAUGAUGUGGCAAUCAAAUACACACAGAUGCUUCUUGAUCACCAUGUCACUCUGAAACACAAGGAGUCGGUGAGAAGAUUAUCCAAAGAGCUCUUUGAGAUGGGCAUUACUCGAUAUGGCCAGCACUCUCGCGAGAUGGAAGAAACAACUGAGCACAUAUACAGGCAACUUGAAAGACUUUCUAUGCCUGACGUUACUGCAGAAAUAUUGCAGACAGAACAUGAAUUCUCGAGGCAGAGUUUAGCGGUCACCGACCAACGUAUGAUCGAUUCGACGUUGCAAAUGAUCAAGGUCUACGAGGAAGGAGGGGAAACCUCCAAAGCCGAUGCGCUCUUCAUGGAUACAUGGAGAAAGCUUUUAGCCGUUGAGGAAACCUCGGAUACUGUCAUCAAGCAACAGGCAGAAUUCACUAUAAGGUACGCUGAGUAUUUAGAGCGGCAUUCUCGUCAGGAAGAGGCGGAAUCCGUUGCCAGCGCUGCAUGGUUCUGCUUGGAAGCUCAGGCUUCUCGCUUUGACCAGUUAAGCUCAACUUUUGAAUUGGUACUCGGUCAUAUUCGGAAAAUGAAAUGGGACGCACUAGCCCAAUCUGCCAUGGGAACAUUGUGGAAAUCUUGCAAGUCCCAGAAGCAAGUCUCACACCGGCUUGUCCAAGUCACCGCAUCAUUAGCCCAGACUGUGCAGCAAUCUAGCUCUACCGCCUCAUCAGGCGAGGCGUCUAUGUCUCAGGAACAAAUUGAGAUAAUCCAUGAGAUUUUGGAGUCUGCCAGAUCAGUAGGGAUGCAUUCAUCCGAUACUGCACUGGCUUCGAUGAAGGCCGCUAAGCAGGUGGCAUCUCCAUUGAUGGAAAGUGAACGAUACGCGGAGGCUGCUAGUAUAUAUUGUCGGGCUCUGUCUCAUCACUGGGCCGAGAUUGACAGCAAGUCGACGACGAUACGACUCAGCGAUAACGUUGAUGAAACGGUCGAACUAGCCACAAGCCUUGCGGAGUGUUACUUCAAGGAUCUGCAAAUUGAAAAGGCGGCACUGGUUUAUCAGAACAUCCUGGAGGCCGUGCUCUCCUCUGAUGCAACUGAUACUCAGAUGGUUCGAUUCACCGCGGACAAAGUAAUUACUUUUUACCGAACCAUAUAUCGCUUCCUUGACGCAAUAAGGACGUAUGGACGCUUGUAUAGGAAUAUUUCAUCGCGCUUAGGCAAGGCUCACAAGCAGAGCAUUGAGAUACUGUACGAAUGCGGAUACCUGGCAAAGAGGUGUCACCUGAAAAAGGAAGCUGAACAAGCAUAUCAAGAAAUAUACAACAACCUUGGCCACAACAGUCAGUUAGACCAUCGAGCCAUUGCCGCUGCUCGUGCUCUGGCUACCAUUUACGAAGAAACUGAAAGGUGGACAAAUGCAAGGGGUGUUUAUGAGACGCUGUGGCGUACAAUAUCCACCGGCGACAAGGACCAUGUGGUAGAUAGUGAGCUUGUCGGAGAGGUCUACCAGCAUUAUAUGACUUUAUUGGAGACAAAGCUGGAUGCAAAUGUCGUGGAAAUUCAUGAUCUGGCAGCUAGCUAUCGCAAGAUUUGCCAAAGACGGCAUGGAAGCUCCAGUAGACAAGUCUACGAGGCAACACUUUCUUUGGCAGAAAUUUCUCGCAGAGAUGAGAGAUACCAUGACGAAGCAGUGGAGCUGUAUGAAGCAGCUCUUGAGCAGAGUGAAACUUUCGCUGGGCGACAGGAAAUAACCACAAUGGCCAUGAAGAGCUGUUUGGCAGAUCUCUAUGCCCGCCAGUCUCGGACCACCCAUAAGGCUGCUGCGCUAUACAGAGAAAGAUUUACUUCUUCUGUUCAUGAGCAUGGAUAUGCUUCUCAGGAAUAUAGUCUCCCGCAGUUGCGGGAAUUACUACAACUACUGCAUCGACAGAACAGUAAAGCUGCUCAUCAGGACCUUCAGGAGACUCUCGGAACAAGUACGGUGGCAGCCUUCGAGGAGAAGACCGACAGCCAGCAUUUGUACACCGCAGCUGUCGAGCUUGCGCAAAUGUACGUGAAUUUUGGAUUGAAAGAAAAGGGCGUCCGGCUUUCGAGAGAGCUCCGUCGCCGACUCAUCCAAGAAGCGAUGGAAACGAAGGGGUCUCACAGGGCCGCCAGCUUCGUUGUCGCAUUUGAGAUGUCUCUGAGGAAUAGUCACAAUUAUGCAUCCAUGAUGGCCGACCUUAUCGCAGAGAUUCAGCUCUACUCGAUGUUCCAUCACGCCAGAAAACAGAAGAGCUUCAUCCACACGUUCAUUGCUGGAAUUCGCUUGAUGAACUUCCAAAGCCUCAAUGGUUGGACUGAAAAUGCCAACACCACUGAUGCAGAGUUGUUCCAGUUGUUUACAGAGCGGUUCACUGGUGUUGAAACUGGCAAGACAGUCCUGCGAGAGUUCUACGACAUCUGUAUCUCGCAGGCACCGCAGGGAAGCCUAGUGAGGAGACUGACUCGCGUGAUCGUCGAUAAUGUUUAUCAAAAGCUGGCUACCGGUCGUUUUCGACAAGCGUAUAGCCAUGCCACCAUACUUCACGAGUUCGUCAAAGAUUCCGGCGGAUUUCAGGAUCAGGACAGUAGCCGAGAUGGGGUAAAACUCUCCGAGCAUCUUCUUGUCCAAGGCUCCCGGAAAUGUCCCGAUCGUGAACUGGGUGGGAAAAUGCUAGUACUCUCCAAGACCAUUUUGCAUGAGAUUGUCUCCUCUUAUCAUGAGAAAGGGGUGAAUCUCACGGACUUUGAGACCACGGAUCUCAAUCAACUUGCAAUCUUGUUAGGUGGCCAGAGGAACUUUGAAGAUCUAGAGUUCCUCCUGGGCGAGUUGUGGUCCUCUCGGGUUGUUCAAAAGACAUGGUCUUCGGAUACUAUCAUUCUGGUGGGACGUCGGUUGGUCGAGGCCCGCUUCUCAAAUGGUCGGACUAUGCAAGCGACUCAGCUGUGCGGGGAUCUAUGCUAUAAUGUUAAGCGAGUCUGGGGUCAAUUUGAUCGGAGUGCUCUAGAGUUGACUAAUCUACUCUCUGCUCUCUACACCACUGAAGGUGAUAACGUUCGCGCGAUGGGGGUACACGAAUCUGUCCUACGCCAGCUCCUCGAGGAUAGCACAGAUAUCACGCUGUCGGAAGCGGCUGAGAUUGCCUCCAAGCAAACGGCAUUGCUCCAGAGAUGCUACCAGCGCAACGGUGGCUGGAGCAAGGGAUCGGAUAGGUAUGAGAACAUGUUCAACCGACUAAGUGAGAAAUUUGCCAAAGAAAAGAAAUGGACGAGACGGAACCCGCAGCACUGGACGGUCAAGGAAGUUGACAAAUUGGGCGUGUGGGAGGCUCCACACGAUUAUGGAUUUCUCAUGGCUGGUAAGGGCGCUACACAUCAGAACCAGCUGCGCAAGGCCAGUGAGCCGGAUAUUGAAUCCUCUUCAAACACAUACCAGAUUGGGAGGGCCCAGCAGGUUUCAUGA
This is a messenger RNA of Aspergillus pseudonomiae, 6018 nucleotides long. RefSeq lists its product as uncharacterized. The record is from RefSeq and is a predicted model, not a curated record. Gene Ontology annotation, molecular function: protein binding; ATP hydrolysis activity. The transcript is spliced from 4 exons. Lineage: Eukaryota; Fungi; Ascomycota; Eurotiomycetes; Eurotiales; Aspergillaceae. Bases 1 to 6018 code for a protein of 2005 amino acids.